Mugil cephalus (flathead mullet) is the source of this 2262-nucleotide messenger RNA. RefSeq names its product carotenoid-cleaving dioxygenase, mitochondrial-like. Lineage: Eukaryota; Metazoa; Chordata; Actinopteri; Mugiliformes; Mugilidae. Gene Ontology annotation, cellular component: mitochondrion. The transcript has 12 exons. Gene Ontology annotation, molecular function: carotenoid dioxygenase activity; beta-carotene 15,15'-dioxygenase activity. Bases 138 to 1808 code for a protein of 556 amino acids. The record is from RefSeq and is a predicted model, not a curated record. Gene Ontology annotation, biological process: carotene catabolic process; retinal metabolic process.
AGGCUUACGUAAAGGCUUACGCAAUAGCGCUGCUGCACGCAGCUCCUGCAGCUUCAUGUAGUUAGUUACAGUGCUGGGAGCUUUAUGGUCUUAAAGGAGUCAGAGAUACAGAUCAGGAGCUGAACUCAUCCUCUGCCAUGUCACCUUUGAAGACUGAGAAUCCAGGUGAGGUCCCACCUGUUGACAAUGGCAGUGCGAAGGAAUGCAUCACCACAGGACUGAAAGGACUGGAAACAAUAGCUCCUCUUGUCCGCUCCGUAGAAGCAACUCCAGAGCCGAUCACUACCACGGUACAAGGCACCAUUCCCUCCUGGAUCAAUGGCAACUUCCUCCGCAAUGGCCCAGGGAAGUUUGAGUUUGGAAACACACACUACAACCACUGGUUUGAUGGGAUGGCCAUGCUACACCAGUUCAAGAUAGAGAACGGCCAGGUGACGUACAGGAGUCGGUUCCUGGACAGUGAUGCCUACAAGAAGAACAGUGAAAGGGACCGCAUCAUGAUGUCAGAAUUUGGCACCCUGGCCAUGCCUGAUCCCUGCAAAAACUUCUUCCAGCGUUUCCUUUCUCGCUUCGAGAUGAUCGAACCCACAGACAAUGCCAGUGUGAGCUUUGUGAAAUACAAAGGUGACUACUAUGUCAGCACGGAGACUAAUUUCAUGCACAAAGUGAACCCAGAGAGCCUAGAAACUAUGGAAAAGGUGGACUGGAGUAAGUUCAUUGCCGUAAAUGGAGCCACCGCUCACCCACACUACGACCCAGAUGGUACCGCAUAUAACAUGGGCAACUCGUAUGGGAGCAAAGGUGCCCUCUACAACAUCAUUAGAGUACCUCCAGAGAAGACUGACACCAAAGACACACUGCAAGGAGCCAAAGUCCUCUGUUCUAUUGUGCCUGCAAACAAGUCUCAUCCCUCGUACUACCACAGCUUCGCCAUGUCUGAGAACUAUGUGGUGUUCAUCGAGCAGCCGAUUAAGAUGGACCUGCUGAAGAUAGUCACGUGCAAGCUGAGGGGGAAGGCUCUGAGCGAAGGAAUCUACUGGGAUCCCAAACAGGAGACGAUUUUCCAUCUCGUCAACAAGCAUACAGGCGAGGUCAGCCCAGCGAAGUACCACACCAAAGCCAUCUCCACCUUCCAUCAGAUCAACGCCUUUGAGGAGGAUGGAUUCUUGAUGCUUGAUAUGUGCUGCUCGGACGACGGUCAAGCCAUCAACAACUACCUCAUCCAGAACCUACGAGCAUCUGGGGACGCUCUGGAUGAGGUGUACAACACCUUGUGUCGGACUUUCCCUCGCCGCUUUGUCCUGCCCCUACACGUGACCAACGAAACCCCAACAGGAGAGAACCUGAACACUCGACCCUCCAGUACAGCAUCAUGUGUCAAAGUCAGCAAUGAUAAGGUGUUCUGUCAGCAUGAGGAUCUUCAUGGAGAUGACCUCCACGAGUACGGAGGCCUGGAGUUCCCUCAGAUCAACUAUGGCCGUUCCAACACGCGUCCGUACCGUUACUUCUAUGGCUGCGGCUUCAGACACCUGGUUGGAGACUCUCUGCUCAAAAUGGACCUCAAGGACAAGACGCUCAAGGUCUGGUACCAGAAGGGUUUCUACCCAUCAGAGCCAGUGUUUGUGCCAUCCCCUGAUGCCGUGGAGGAGGACGACGGUGUCAUCCUCUCUGUGGUUCUAACCCCCUCCCAGGAUAAAGGGACAUUCCUCCUGGUUUUAGAUGGUAAGACAUUCGAAGAGCUGGGGAAAGCCUAUGUGCCUGUUAACAUGGCUUAUGGUUUCCAUGGUACCUUCAAUGCCUCUGCGUGAACCAGUUUCUGCCAAAACUAAAGUGUUUGUGAUACUGAAGACUGAGCAUUGAGUAUGAAGAAUGCUAAAUUCAGUGUUAAGCUUCUAACCACUAUAUUCCUGAUGGUACUGAGUUACUGCUGAGUAAUGUAGCAAUUCUCAAAUGUAUUCAUAUUAUUCUUAUUAAUUACAUUUUGUUUGCAUGAACUUCAAACUGACACCUGAACUCGCCUGAGCCAGGAGACAACUCCUUACGUUAUAUACUGUUGUUUACAUCAAACAUGUAAUCUUCUGACUGCAGAAUGUUUCAUCUGCCAAGUCACCCAAGUGCCAAACUGACUUUUUUUUUAAACACACUCUGUCGUAUUCUUUUUUUUUUUUUUUAAUCUUUUGCACUCAAACAAUAUUUUUUCUACAGAUGAAAUGACAUUUAUAUGUGACCUUUUUCAUUAAAUUGCACCUCUGUGGAAAAAGC